This is a messenger RNA of Diorhabda sublineata, 4842 nucleotides long. Its product is annotated as probable ATP-dependent DNA helicase HFM1. The coding region runs from base 1 to 4677 and encodes 1558 amino acids. The transcript has 19 exons. Gene Ontology annotation, molecular function: ATP binding; nucleic acid binding. The record is from RefSeq and is a predicted model, not a curated record. NCBI's taxonomy places the organism in Eukaryota, Metazoa, Arthropoda, Insecta, Coleoptera, Chrysomelidae.
AUGGAGAAGUUUUUAAACGUUCGUAGUAUUGAAGAAAUUCCAUUACCUUACAGAGAAGUAUUUUCUGAAUAUGUACAUUUUAACCCUGUUCAGUCAGAAGUGUUAGAUGAUGUUUUUGAUUCUGACGAUUCCGUAGUUAUAUCUUCGCCCACCGGCUCAGGAAAAACAACAAUUUUUGAAUUAGCAAUAGUUAGAUUGCUAAUGCAAUAUGGCAGCUCCAAUAUGGAAUUUAAAAUAAUUUAUAUUUCUCCCAUGAAAUCACUCUGUCAAGAACGUCUGAUUGAUUGGAAUAAAAAAUUUUCUCAUUUUGGUCUCAAUAGCAUAUGUAUAACUGGAGAUUCAGAAAAUGCUGAAUUUCAAAAUCUCAUCUAUCACAAUUUGAUUAUCUCCACACCAGAAAAAUGGGAUAGUCUCACAAGAAGAUGGAAAGAACACGGGGAGCUUGUGAAGGUGAUUAAAUUAUUCAUGAUAGAUGAAGUACAUCUUUUGAACGAAGAAGAUAGAGGAUCUACACUGGAAGUAAUAGUUAGCAGGAUGAAAACCGUACAAAACUCAUUAUCACUAAACCAUGUAACAGAUUGCAAUAUUAGAUUUAUUGCAGUGUCUGCAACUAUAGGAAAUAUCGAAGAUAUUGCUGAAUGGAUCGGAAGUCCAAGACAUUAUAGAUUUCCAGAAGAGAUGCGACCGGUGCAAUUGAAAAAGUUGGUAAUCGGCUUUAGUUACAAACAAACGUCAUCUUCGGCAUUCAAAUUUGAUCUCUCGUUAAACUAUAAACUACAAUCCUUACUGAUGACACAUUCGGAAGGAAAACCGACGUUGAUAUUUUGCAGUACGAGAAAAAGCGUAGAAAUGACUGCCAAACAUCUUGAUCAAACGUUAAAAAUAAAAUUAGAACCUCAUAAAUUACAGAACUUGCAAAAAUUUGCUACUAAUAUUCCCGACGUGAGAAUUCAGGAUAUGUUAAGACACGGCAUCGGCGUACAUCAUGCAGGUAUGGACGUAGAGACCAGGCACAUUAUCGAAGAAUUAUUUCGUAAUGGAGAUUUGCCAAUACUGAUAGCUACCAGUACGUUAGCAAUGGGUGUUAAUCUACCAGCGCAUUUGGUGAUUAUAAAAUCAACGAAAUACUACGUUAAUGGUACAAUACAAGAUUAUAGUGCAACGGCCAUACAUCAGAUGAUCGGAAGAGCCGGUAGACCUCAAUUCGAUACAACAGCCACAGCUUUGAUUUUAACAACUAACGAAGAUAAGAACAAAAUUGAGAAAAUGUUAAGUACCACGGAACCGAUAGAAUCUAAUCUUCAUCGACAUCUCACAGAACAUUUAAACGCUGAGGUAGUUCUGGGAACAAUAACCGGUUUGGACGUGGCUUUACAAUGGUUAGCUUCCACGUUUCUUUAUAUAAGAGCUCGGAUAAAUCCUCGACACUACGGUCUACCUCAGACUUAUAAAAAAGAACAAUUGGAUAAGAAAUUGUUGGAGAUGUUCCAGAUCGAUUUGAACAAAUUAGUUCGAGCCGGUAUGAUAACAAUGGACGAAAAUAUAAACGUAAGUCCAACAAUUACGGGUCAAUUGAUGGCAAACUAUUACGUCGAUUUCGAAACUAUGAAAAUGUUUACUCAAAUAACCGGAACGGAGAUUUUCAUACAAAUCUUAGCAAUAAUAUCGAAAUGUCAAGAAUUUUCCGAAACGCGUUUGAGAGUUAGCGACAAAAAAACCUUAAAUCUAUUAAACAAGAACCCGAAAAAACAAACGAUACGCUUUCCGUUGAACGGAAAGAUUAAAACUUGGGAUAUGAAAGUUAAUUGUAUUAUUCAAGCCGUACUUGGUAAUUUGGAGAUUACGGAUACUUCUAUACAAACGGAAUCGUUUACAAUAAUAAGGAAUGCGAAACGUAUCAUGAAAUGUUUGAUACACUAUUUGAGCAUGAAGAAACAAAAUUCUUUUACUGCUUUACUUAAUGCGACUAUUUUGGGAAAAUGUUUGAAUGCAAAAUUAUGGGAAGACUCGCCGUACGUGAGUAAACAAUUGACCGGAAUUGGUAGUAUCUUCGCUACACAAUUAGCCAAUGCCGGUAAAGAUACUUUCGAUAAUAUCCUGAAGGCCAAUCCUCGAGAUAUUGAAACGAUCGUAAAAAGAAAGCCUCCUUUUGGUGAUUCUUUAAUAGAAGAAGUGAAACAUUUGCCGAAAUUUUCAAUGCGUAUGGACAAAAUUAGUGAAGGUUGUAAAUUAACUAUAACAUUAGAAAAUGUCGAUUUACUUCUACGCAAAUCUACGAUGAAAGAAACGUCACUUAUGACACUUUUAGUCGGUAAUGACCGGAAUGAAACGAUAUUCCACGAAAAUUAUCACAUUUAUCCAACCGAAGAAACAUUCGAUGAUUACAUUAAAACUAACGUAGACAAUGCUAUAAAUCGGAAUGAAAGUCUGAAUUAUAUAGAAAACGAUCUUAUAUCGGAUGAAUCUGAAUCAAUUAAUAAAGAAAACAAACCUUCUGAUUACGAUUAUAAAGAUAAAAAUCCCAAACUCACCAUAGAAGAUUUGUUCGAUUUACCUGAUGAAGGAUUUAAGGAAAAAAAUAAAAUUGACAAUGGAAACAGUUUCUAUGAUUUAGCAAAAGACGCUGAUGAUAACAAUAUUUAUACGGGUGUUUGUUACGGUAGCAAAAACGACGAUGUUCAAGCUGAUUUGGAUGAAAUAUGUUCACGAGAUAACCUCAAACCAAAUGACAUCGACAGUAGCGAAGGACUUACCAAAUUGAACGAGACUUUCCGUAGUCGAAACGACGAUGUCCAAGCCGAUCUAGACGAAAUAUGCCAACAAGAAGAAAAACAAAAAGAAUUAUCGAAAAUCGCCGAUGAAGAAGAUUUGAUGAACUUUUUUAACACCAGCUCUCUACUAUCGAUGUUUGAAGAUAUCGAUACAAAACCAGCUUCUUCCAUCGUAGAAACUAAUGAGGAGAUCGAUAUAAUAAAAAAUACUACGGAAAAGCAAGUUGCGUCUACGGAGAGCGAAAAUAAGAAAAGUUUCGAGAGAAAAUAUAGUUUUAAUAACUCUUUAACGGAAAAGAGUCCAUUGCUUUAUGCCCUUUCUCAAAAAUAUCUGACAGAUGAUAUUAGCGUAAAAAAUACUUCGUUCAAACCAAGAACUGCAACUGGUGGAAGAAAUAUAACUCUAAAGAAUAUUUUGAACCAGAGAGGUAAAAAACGAAAAAAACUUCUCGACAUACAUCCAGCCGAAGACUUGGAAGAUCAACUAAUCAAAAGAGAAGAGCCUAAUAGAAAGCAGUUUAUAGGAAUGUUCAAAAAACCAUUGAAAAAGAAGAUGUCUCAUACAUGCAACGAUAAUAAUAAUCUACCGGACUCUACGAUGGGUAAUCACCCUUACAAAAUGGAGGAUCGACAUUCUAACGACAAUUCUGAUACUCAAAAGAAGAACAUUUCUUGGAGAUCUCCAUUAGUUUUUUCUCCCGGCAUAAAAUUUUCACCAAACACUUCCGAAACAGCUGAUAGUGAAAUACAAAGUGAUAGUCACAACGUAUCAUUGGACACAUCUUCUUCCGUUUCUUCAAAACAUUUAACAACUCAUGCGCACAAAACACCAAGACGCUUCAAAAAUUCUCUAACUCAAGCGCAGCAAACCAAUGCAAAUCGGUUGCCCUUAAGCGACAAAGACUACAAUAAUUAUCAAAACGUGAAAAAAACUAGAGAAUUAGAUAAUAUCGAAAAGUUUUCGGAUAUUUUCUCGUCUCAAAUAUUAGGAGGACUUAAAACGAAAGAAAGAAACUCGAACAGAAUAUUGACUAAACGCAGCGCCGCAUCGGCUUGCGAUUAUUACUUAUCCGAAACAAGUAAAUCGAUUAAAAAAGAAACUGAAACACCGAAAAAGGAGGAAACCAGAAGUAUGGAAGAGACAGACGAAAAUGAAAUUAAUUUGAAUGCAUUAGAAGAAGAAAACUUUUUCGAUUAUCCCGAAGACGAAAUUAUCGCUCAAAAUAGAUGUCAAUCUCCGACGUACGUACCCAGAACCGCAUCGUCAGAAGAAUAUGUCAGAAAAAAUUACCCGGUUUAUCCGGGAUGCGAAUUGGUAUCGAAUAACAGAUAUUUACAACCGCCGCCGCCUACAGUCGAUUGUCGUAGUUACGAGACUUGGCCGAAUCCAACUUUUAGUUCCGUCCCUAAAACAAUGCCGAACGCGAUGCAUUUCUCUAACUACGUUAAUCCUAUUCGUCCAGAUUUGCGACCAUGUUAUCCGCCGAUGCCCAACUAUGGGUAUGUUCCUCAACAAUACGAAAUGAGACCGUUCGUAGGGCAGUAUGGAGAUGUUGGUGCCACGUAUGGUGGUGCAUAUCAGAGCGAUAUUAAUCCACAGGUCACUGCAUCUAGAGGACCUUUUUCUCCCAAAAAUGCAUAUGAUGGUAUGUUAAUUCCUAACACCAUUCCAUCGGCAACAACAGCAAGACGUUUUUACAGAACUACCGAUGAUCUAAAUAAUUCUUAUUUAGUGCCAGAUCCACCCUUUCCUGUUCGGUACAAUCAAAAUAUUCCUACACCAAGAUUUUUUCCUAUAGGCAAUCAUGACGUCCCUUACGGUUUAAUUCCGGAAUACCAACAAAGUCAAGAUGCCGAUAAGGAUUUCGUAAUGAAUCAUUACUGGGAAUCAUUAAAUCGCGAAUAAGUAUAAAUUUCAGUCAAUUGAAAUUUGAUUAUAACUUUCAAUUUUUGAUAAAAUAUAUUUAGGUUAACUAUUUUCGUAUUCGUUUCAAAUGGUUUGUUGAAAAUAAAAUUCGUUAAUUUGAUAUGUUUAUAUUUUCAUGAUUGAUCAAUAAAACAUUUUUAAAAU